CGCAGGCGCUGGGCGACCAUGGGGAGAAGUUCUAGCUGCAGAAAACCACGCAGGGUCUUCUUGAGCAUCUAGGACUGACUGCUCCGCCUUGCCGGGAAUCUGCAGAGCCACCCGGCUGGCCUGCCCCGACUUUCCAUCUCUCCAGGAAAGCAGGCACCGCACACCACCAGGUGGCAGCUCUGCAGGUGCCGGUGCUUCUGAUGGCUGCCUGCGCCGGGGACUGGUGGCUUCCUCUGGGACACCACUUCUGUUGAUGCUUAAGCUUCAUCUUGCGCCCUCAGAGGCCAUGACUUAGGUGAAAGGAGACCAUUUUCCCAGCCCCCUGGUCUCAUGCAGCCAUUCAGCAUUCCCGUUCAGAUUACACUCCCGGGUGGCCGGCGACGCCAGGGGAAGGCGGCCUCUUCUGCCUCAGAGAGGAAGAGAAAGGUAGACCACAAUGAUGGAGACCCACCAGAUGUGCACAAGAAGCUACCGUCCAGUGCUGGGGAGGACCGAGCCAUGCUGCUAGGGUUUGCAAUGAUGGGCUUCUCAGUCCUGAUGUUCUUCUUGCUUGGAAUAACCAUCCUAAAGCCCUUCCUGCUCAGCACUCAGAGAGAAGAAUCAAACUGCACUGUCGUCCACACGCAUGUCACGGAUGACUGGGUGGCCUGGGCUUUCACCUGUGGCGUGGACUGCCAAGGUCAGGGCCAGUACCCAUGUCUUCAGGUAUUUGUGACCCUCACCCAUUCAGGCCAGAAAGCUCGCCUACAUUAUAACGAAGAGGCUGUCCAGAUAAAUUCCAAGCAUGAUGUUACAGACUGCAAAGUUCAAGAAAAGCAGACAUUGACAGUUUCCGAUGAGCACAAACAGUAAGUGCAGUCACAGGCCAAACUUCUUGCUAGGAACAGCAAGACUGGGAGGUCGUCUUAAAUUGAGUGACACUGGAUUAUUCUAUAUUCUCAGUACAGGAACACAUGCAUCUUGCUGUGUCAAAUACUUUUUGGGCCAUCAUUAAAAGAACAUUGAAAGACAUUUUUCUCCUAAUUAAUGCAGUAUACCACAGGACUUCAACUCACUGAAUGACAAAAUAUAGAGAAAUAGAUCUGCUACAACAAAUGGGGCUAAAAAGGGUGGUGGGAGCUCCUUUUUGAAGCUUCUGAAGUCAACAUUUGAUGUGUUAGUAGUCUUCUUUUGGUAGUGCCACAUUCCUUAAGAUAUUAAAGUGUUAUGUUCCAGAAGGAUAUAUUCUUUUAGAUUUUAUUCAACCCAAUUAAGUCUGAGGACUGAAUCACAUUGAAACUAUUAGUGCAUUUGAAACUUAGGUUCCAUAGCCAAAAAUAUUUCUAGAAAUCAGAGGAAGGCCAAGCUCUCCAACCACUCUUAUGAGCAUAAAUUAAAUCUGAUAAGAGGCUUUUUCUUAUAAAAUCAAUAGAUGACCACAUUUGGAAAUUCAUACUAGAAUUAAGUAGUUUAGUCUUAUUAAAGAUAUUUUGAGAAAAUAUAAAACAAUGGUUUUCUGCCUCCUUGCUAACCUAGGAUUAACAAAAAUAAGAAUCACCUAAAAAUAUACAUGGCUCUUAGCAUAACCACAAAAUUAUUGCAGUGACAGAUUAAAUAAGGUUUCAGAUAGAUUCAUAGACUUAAUUGGCUUACAAAACACAUUAAAAAACUCUUUCCAUACUUACCAACGUGAGGAAUGGAGUCUACUGUUGGUAAUAAAAUUCAGUUACCCAACUACACUAAACGUGCAAUGGAUUGAUUCUACUUUUUUUCUCCCUGCUAAAACUCUCUAUGUAAUUGUGUAAAAGUUAAGUCAGAAAAUGUCCUUUCGGCUCCUGUCACUUUAUGCUAACUAGCAUGGCUGUAAUAUUAAUAUCUAAAACUAAGCAAGAUGAAUGGUGCUACACUGAUAAAAAGGAAGUGCAAAACCUUCAUCAAGUGGAAUACUUGAAUGAAAUAAGCUUAUUUAAAAACUAACAUCCCAACUUGGGAAACUCCUAAUAAAUUCUCAACUCUUCUGAACUUUAGAACCUUGAUGUUUACACCUUUUAUGAAAUAUGCCUCUUGUCCAGGGCUAGCAAGCAGCAUGUAUACAAAUAGAAAUGUGUGGAAAUAUACACACAUCUAUUUCACUAAUAAAGAAGAAAAGAGAACAAACCUAAUUUCAAAUGCCGAAUUCAAGAAUCUAGUACCAUGAACCUCCUGGCACUAUAUAGCCUUUUCCAAAUGGCUCGAGCAAUGAUUAAAUUUUAACCAAAGAAUUUUCUUAAUGUCUUCAACACCAUUAAAAACAAGGCAUGCCAACUCUGACUUUAUAAAUCUAAAAUACAGUUCUCUGCAAAUUUCUGUAAUAUCAGAGCCUGAAGUAUUAAAUUGUGACUCAUCUAUUUUUUUCCGUACUAACCUUCUGAGGUAGAGUUACCAAUCCAAUUUUAUCAGGACCAUAGUUAUCUUGAGCUAAACCCUAUAUAUCUUUUCAGAAAGUGAAAAUAACUUUUAAGAGAAAAGAAAAAACGCUUCCCAGGCCAUAGCACGUAAGAUACAUUUACAACUUUUAAUGUAAUAGUUAAAAAAUAAAAAUGGUUUGUGUUUAUAUUUUAAAAAACAGCCCAGCUGUAUUAUUCUCUGUCACCAAGAAUUAUUAUCUGAGGACCCUGUCAAUGCUGAAUUUUAUGGUUCAGCCUUCACAAUCCCGUCCUUGGUGAAGAGUUAACUCCCUCACGGUAUGCACAAUAUACUCUCACAACUUUCAGUCUUCUCUUAGUGCCCCAUCUGAGCAGGAUGGAUAAGAAGAAUGUAAUUCAUUCAAACAACUCCUCCUUGUUCUGCCCCUCUCUCCACAUUCCCCUCUUCUCAAAAACAUCUGCAGUACGAAAGUUGUUUCUAAAUAGUAGAAGCACCACAAUCUAUUAACACCACAUAUGGUCUUUAAAGUGAAAUAUUUUAGUGAUGUCUUGGACAUCAAAAUCAAUUUUUAAGGUGGAUUCUGAGUGUGUGGGUCCAGCCCAGGUCUGCAGUUUAUACAGACACACAAAAAGAACUUAUUCAGAAAAAGUUAAACUGCUGGCUUUAAAAUAAUGCUGGAAAUUAAAUUUCUUCAAGAGUUGGAAAGCAUGGGCUAUUGGGCAGAAUAUGAAUUAAAUGGAUUACAAAAUCAUUAAAAAACAAAUCCCAGUUUAUGUGCUAUGAAAUUUCCAUGGUGCCCUUAAAAUAGACAGGCUGCUCAUAAUUUUUUUAUAAUGCCAAAUUACUCAAUUUUUGAUGGAAAAAAGAAUACAGAUGGACUGUGUUUUACCUAUGUGAAAAUCACCAAUCAAUUUAAAAUAAAAUCCAAGGUGGUAUAUACAUUCUAAUCAAGUCAUUGAUUAUUUUCCUAGUUAAUAAGAACUACACUUUACACAAAAUACUUUAUCAGCAGCUGUUUUCAUCAAAAAACCAAUAGUCAUAGUUUCACAGUUGAAAAAGUUACACAUUAAAAUAUUUUACAAUUCAUUAUAUAUUCACCAGGUUCUCAUUUUCUAAAGGGCUUGUAAUAUAAAGCAGAUUAGAAGGGAAAACUUCAAAGUUGAUUACUUUGACACUAAGUUUUACAGAGGACACUAAGAACCACAAAAAGCUUAGGGUCUAUCGUAAAAUAGUGACCGAAUUCCAUUCUUGUUUAAAAAAUCCAAUUAGAAACAUCUUUUUUAAAAAACCAAAUUCCACAAUAUGAUUAACAGAUUUCAAAUUAACAGCAGUCUAAAAA
Ceratotherium simum simum (southern white rhinoceros) is the source of this 3724-nucleotide messenger RNA. RefSeq names its product potassium calcium-activated channel subfamily M regulatory beta subunit 3 (gene KCNMB3). Gene Ontology annotation, cellular component: voltage-gated potassium channel complex; membrane. Gene Ontology annotation, biological process: potassium ion transport; detection of calcium ion. The record is from RefSeq and is a predicted model, not a curated record. Lineage: Eukaryota; Metazoa; Chordata; Mammalia; Perissodactyla; Rhinocerotidae. Gene Ontology annotation, molecular function: potassium channel regulator activity; calcium-activated potassium channel activity.